Molecule: messenger RNA, 387 nt
Organism: Postia placenta MAD-698-R-SB12
Lineage: Eukaryota; Fungi; Basidiomycota; Agaricomycetes; Polyporales; Adustoporiaceae
Exons: 2
Coding region: 1-387 (128 amino acids)
Source: RefSeq, a predicted model, not a curated record
AUGGCAACCGCGCUGGUGGCUGUAUGUUAUUUCUUCCUUGUGGUAUGCAUGAUAGGUCACGCUGCACCUCUUUUGGGACACCCUGUAGAUACAUACCACCAAUGGGGCGCAGGCGAUGGAUACGUACACCGAACCUACGUCGUCAACAAAGCGGACCCUUACUCGGACAAGGAUCUCCAGCUCGGCGUCGCGGCUAACGGUUUGCUGCUCGAGCAUCCACUAGCGCCAGCCCCGGCGCAAGGCCGUCUGCCUGACGAGGAAGAGAGUGACUUCGUGGAGGUCACCCAUCCCGUCUCCUCGGCCCACCGCCGCCAAUACCUCAAUUUGUCGCAGCUGUACUUUGGCUCGAACGCUUGGGGCGUAGGGAUCUUAAACAACGUCAACUAG